GGAGACACUUUCGGCGGGCAUUUUGUCGGCGCUUUUCUCUGUGUGUUUGUGUGUGUGUGUGUCUGAGGCCGGUGUCCGCGCUCGGGGUCUCGCUUCUCGGGGGACGGUUGUCGGCGGCCACUCUCCUUCGAAAACUUCUCAUGGGUUUAGAGGCUUUGGACCGUUGCCCAAGGGAAAUACCAUGACGGCAGCUUUGGAAAACUUGUCAAAAGAUGUUUUCAAUUUGAAUCAAAAUAAUCAAAUGAAGAAUGAUUCUGGUAAAGAAAAUGAAGGUGGUUACAAACUUUCAAAUAGUGACUGUAAGAAUAUAAAGGUAAACGCCAAACUAAUUAUCUGAAAACUGAUGAACAGGUUAUGCAAAGAAAAACCUGAGAAUCAUUUGCAACGGAGAUUAAAAUGGAUAUUGACAGACUCUAUGCAGUAGUGCCUCAGCUAUCCAAACUUUUUUUCAUCGAGGAUAAAAUUGGUGAAGGUACAUUCAGUUCUGUUUAUUUGGCCACUGCUCAGUUGAAGUCGGGAAUAGUGGAGAAGUUUGCACUUAAACAUCUAAUUCCCACGAGCCAUCCAGUGCGAAUUGCUGCUGAACUUCAAUGUCUGACAGUUGCUGGGGGUCACGACAAUGUAAUGGGAGUUAAGUACUGCUUAAGGAAGGAUGAUCAUGUGGUUAUUGUCAUGCCAUAUCUAGAACACGAGUCCUUUUUGGAUCUUCUGAGCUCUAUGAAGUUGGAAGAUGUACGGGAGUAUAUGUAUAACUUACUAAAAGCCUUGAGACGCAUUCACCACUUUGGCAUCAUUCAUCGUGACAUCAAGCCAAGCAACUUCCUGUACAAUGGGCGUCUGAAAAAGUAUGCAUUAGUGGACUUUGGUUUAGCCCAGGGUACACCUGACACUAAAAUAGAACUCCUUAAAGUUGUAAAGACCGAGGACCAACAGGGAAGUUGCUCAAAGAAUAAACCAAUGACGAGCUCCGGAAAUAAGGUUCCUAACGCCGCAACAAUGAAUAAACCUUUGGCUCAAUACCUUGCUGGCAAACAGCCCAUUAAAAGGCCCUGGCCCCUUUCUCAAGCUAAACAUGGAAAGGGAGAUUCAUUAGUUCCACGUUCUGUAUUUGGGGAAAGAAAUUUGAAUGUUCGUAGCACUGGAGUUCUUGAAAGUACGAGUAGUAAGUUGGUGAAACCUGCAAAGAAUGCAGAUAUAACAUCCAGAAAAAUAAUAGUGGCAAAACGUAAGAUAACAUCAUCAAAGGGUACGACAAGUGGUUUAGGCCGGAGGCCUGCCAUCUGUCCAUCAGACCUGACUUGUGAUUGUUACAUGACAGAUAGGAUUUGCAGUGUUUGUCUCUCAAGACGCCAGCAAGUUGCCCCAAGAGCAGGUACUCCAGGAUUCAGAGCACCAGAAGUCUUAAUGAAGUGCCCACAUCAGACUUCAGCCAUUGACAUGUGGUCCGCAGGCGUCGUCUUUCUCUCCUUGUUGAGUGCCCGAUACCCAUUUUUCAAAGCCAGUGAUGAUUUAACUGCUUUGGCACAGAUCAUGACUAUACGUGGAACGAAGGAAACCAUUCAGGCUGCUAAAUCAUUUGGUAAAGCUGUAUCAUGUAGCAAGGAAUGUCCAAAAUUGGAUUUGAGGACUCUGUGUGAAAGACUCCGUGGAACAGACUGCUCAAGUAAAAGAAAAUCAAACCAAAAGAAUGAGCCAAAGGAGUGUUCACGUAUCACUGGCUGUGUGCCAGGUCCAGAUAUAAAGGAUGAUGAAAAGAAGGAAAAGACUGAUUCCUUGACAUACAAACAAGAGCUUCACAGCCAGCCAAGAAAGGUCAAGCAGGAUAUUCGGUGGGACUCUGACUUCAAAAGCACAGCUAGAUCAUCAGAUAUGAAAAGCUGGAAUAGAGUUCCAGACUUAGCAUAUGACCUUCUAGACAAGCUUUUGGAUUUGAACCCGGCAACUAGGUUAACUGCGGAAAAGGCUUUGAAGCAUCCAUUCUUUGAAGGCAUAUAACUCAUUGGGAUAUCAAGUGAGGCAUGUUGCAUGUGUGGGAUAAUCACAAAAAUACAUGAUUUUUUUUAGUGACAGGUGCUUAUUUCAGUGGAUUUUGUUGACAUUCAUUCAGAAUUUUAUACCAAAGCAAGUUAAUCAGCCAAACUCCUCUUUCAAUCCAGCCAUGGAAUUUUGUUUUUUCCCACAUGUUCUUGACCACUGCCACUCCCUGACACCCAUUCUCCAAUCUGUUUAAUGGCUAAACUGCCUCAUAAAUAAAUGUGCAAAUCUAGGGAUUUUAUUAUAAAUAACUUUAUAUUCCUUCCUAACACUUAACUGUGCUGUGCAGUAAUCCACACACAAGCAAAAUAGGCAGGACAUCGGCUCAUCUCAACCAUGCUACCAUAGAGCCCACCACCUGGAUUGAUGGAUCCUGCACAUGUCUGUGCAACAGUGGUUGAAGCCAACUUCAAGACUGCACCUUGGGUGUGAAAUUCAUCUCGUCAGUUAUUUUAAUGAGAAAGUCAAUGUGAAUUUUUAAAAACAACUGGAGGAAUCGCACUCAUCGGAACUUGUGUACUUUCAGUUAUGGCACCCUGUGCAUUGUAUUAUCCAGAAUUUUUUUGUUUUUCUUUCUGUUUAUGCCCGUUCAAAGUAGUCAUUUUUUUUUAAAAAAAUGAUGUGGCGGUCUUGCCUACCUCAGUUGCCAUGGUAUUUGUCAAGCACAUUCUUUAGUCACAUCAGUUAUUGGCUCCAAUAACGUUUAUUGAAAGCAGCAGCGACUUAAUCUGACACACAGUAAAAUGCAGGAUGAAAUGGACAGUUUGGUAACUUGGGGUUGCAGAAGGAAGAUCCAAGUAAAUGCUCGUCUAUUUCUCAACCUUUGGCACUUGCCUUUGUCUCAGAUUUUAGGAGCAUUCUAAAGAUUUUUGUGCAAUUAAUUACCUUGUAUUUUUUUGGUUGUGUCACUUCCAUUUUAUAAGUUUUUUUGAGAUUUUGGUUUGUAGUAUUGAUAAAAACUUAGCUGCCAAAACUGUUUUUAUAAUUUUAUUCCAGACAUCUGGCAAAACAUUAAAAUAUAUGAAAACGUU
Carcharodon carcharias (great white shark) is the source of this 3065-nucleotide messenger RNA. RefSeq names its product cell division cycle 7 homolog (S. cerevisiae) (gene cdc7). Gene Ontology annotation, cellular component: nucleus. NCBI's taxonomy places the organism in Eukaryota, Metazoa, Chordata, Chondrichthyes, Lamniformes, Lamnidae. Bases 397 to 1995 code for a protein of 532 amino acids. Gene Ontology annotation, molecular function: ATP binding; protein serine/threonine kinase activity. The transcript has 14 exons. The record is from RefSeq and is a predicted model, not a curated record. Gene Ontology annotation, biological process: protein phosphorylation; mitotic DNA damage checkpoint signaling.